Messenger RNA from Triticum aestivum (bread wheat), 1609 nucleotides. RefSeq names its product obtusifoliol 14-alpha demethylase-like. Gene Ontology annotation, molecular function: heme binding; oxidoreductase activity, acting on paired donors, with incorporation or reduction of molecular oxygen; iron ion binding. The transcript is spliced from 2 exons. Lineage: Eukaryota; Viridiplantae; Streptophyta; Magnoliopsida; Poales; Poaceae. Bases 1 to 1473 code for a protein of 490 amino acids. The record is from RefSeq and is a predicted model, not a curated record.
AUGACAGCUGGUUGGGCCGCCGUGUGGUUCACUGCGGGUCUUGUUUUCAUCACUGUGAUCGUACUCAGGAUCAUAAGAGGAACAAGUAUCGUUGCUCCAACCAGUGGGAAACCACCUCCACCUGUGGUGAAUGGUCUUGCUUUUCUGGGACUUUUACCUAGACUUCUUACAAUUGACCUUCCAGCUAAGAUAAACUGCCUAUACAGUAAGUAUGGCAGUGUGUUCACAGUUAGUCCUUUUGGACUAUGUAAUGUGACCUUUCUGAUCGGGCCGGAGGUCCAAGCUCACUUCUUUCAAGGGUUGGAGUCGGAGAUUAAUCAUGGCAAUCUUCUUGAGUUCCUUGUACCCAUGUUUGGACAAGAGGUAGGUCAAGGCGUCGAUGCGGCCACUCGGACUGAGCAGUCCCGCUUUUAUCUUGAUGCAUUGAAGCAAUCCAAAUUGAGGAGACAUCUUGAGUCUAUGCUUCAAGAGGUGGAGGGCUACUUUGGCAAAUGGGGCCAGGAGGGCAUAGUUGAUUUAAAACAUGAGUUUGAAGAGUUACUCAUGUUGAUAUCAAGCCGAUGUCUACUAGGAAAAGAGGUUCGGGAGAAGAUGUUUGAUGAGUUCUAUAAACUAUUCCGUGACGUCGAAAACGGAGUGAACAUGAUCAGUGUCUUCUUCCCAUAUAUUCCAAUUCCAGCAAACCGUCGGCGUGACAAAGCACGUCUGAAGCUCAUAGAAUUGCUCUCCGAAACUGUGAGGUCACGGAAGAGCUCAGUUGGGGCCGAGGAAGACGUGCUACAGAGAUUGAUAGAUUCCAAGUAUAAAGACGGCCGCUCCACAACCGAAACAGAGGUAACCGGGAUGAUCAUUGCAUUGAUCUUUGGUGGAAAGCACACAAGUUCCCUUGCUUGCACUUGGACUGGAGCUUCAUUACUCACUCAUUCAAAGUUCUUAGCAGCUGCAUCCCAGGAGCAAAAGGAAAUCAUGAUGAAAUACAACAAUAAAAUAGAAUAUGAUGCCUUGCUAGAGAUGAAUAACCUUCAUAGUUGUAUUAAAGAGGCACUUCGGAUAAAUCCGCCAACAACAAUGUUGGUUCGCAAGGCACUUAAACAUUUCACAGUGCGCACUAGACAAGGCCAAGAGUAUGAAAUUCCCAAGGGGCAUACUCUUGCAAGUCCCAUAAUACAAAACAAUAACAUGCCUUACAUUUACAAGAACCCUCACUUGUAUGAUCCAGAUCGGUUUGGUCCCGCAAGGCAGGAGGAUGUAGUUGGCGGCAAGUUCUCUUACACAUCUUUUGGUGGUGGAAGGCAUUUUUGCAGUGGGGAUGCCUAUGCUUACAUGCAAGUUAAAGUUAUAUGGAGCCACUUGCUCAACAACUUUGAUCUCAAAUUAUUGUCUCCUUAUCCCAAGACUGAUUGGAGUAAGUUAAUCCCAGAGCCUAAAGGAAGUAUGAUCGUCAGCUACAAGAGACGUCCACUGUUGGGUUAGCUUGCACCUACUUGAUUAUAUAGCAUUUGCUUGAGAGUAUUGACAUGUAUGCUUGUGUGUUUGUGUGGGUCUAUCACUUAUAUUAAUUAGGAUGGAUGUAUCUUUUUAUGAUUGUAAUCAUUUUCAGUAACCCGUG